This is a messenger RNA of Lutra lutra (Eurasian river otter), 5653 nucleotides long. It is a transcript of the gene MSANTD1, whose product is annotated as Myb/SANT DNA binding domain containing 1. Gene Ontology annotation, cellular component: nuclear body. The transcript is spliced from 4 exons. Lineage: Eukaryota; Metazoa; Chordata; Mammalia; Carnivora; Mustelidae. The record is from RefSeq and is a predicted model, not a curated record. Gene Ontology annotation, biological process: positive regulation of DNA-templated transcription. The coding region runs from base 35 to 832 and encodes 265 amino acids.
CCCUCUGCCUCCCCAUCCCUCAGAGACUGAGGCCAUGCAGCUGUGCCAAGGUGCCUCCAGCAUGGCGGCGGCCGAAAUGCCCGGCUACCUGGUAUCCCCGCAGACGGAGAAGCACCGGCGCGCCCGCAACUGGACGGACGCCGAGAUGCGCGGCCUCAUGCUCGUCUGGGAGGAGUUCUUCGAGGAGCUGAAGCAGACCAAGCGCAACGCCAAGGUGUACGAGAAGAUGGCCAGCAAGCUGCUGGAGAUGACGGGAGAGCGCCGGCUGGGCGAGGAGAUCAAGAUCAAAAUCACCAACAUGACCUUCCAGUACAGGAAAUUAAAAUGCAUGACAGAUAGCGAGUCCGUCCCGCCCGACUGGCCCUAUUACCUAGCCAUUGAUAGGAUUCUGGCCAAGGUCCCCGAGUCCUGUGAUGGCAAACUGCCGGACGGCCAGCAGCCGGGGCCCUCCACGUCCCAGACCGAGGCGUCCCUGUCGCCGUCUGCUAAGUCCACCCCUCUGUACUUACCGUAUAACCAGUGCUCCUACGAAGGCCGCUUCCAAGACGAUCGCUCCGACAGCUCCUCCAGCUUACUGUCCCUUAAGUUCAGGUCGGAUGAGCGGCCCGUGAAGAAGCGCAAGGUGCAGAGCGGCCACUUGCAGAAGAAGAAGCUGCGGCUGCUGGAGGCCAUGUUGGAGGAGCAGCGGAGGCUGAGCCGCGCCGUGGAGGAGACAUGCCGCGAGGUGCGCCGCGUGCUGGACCAGCAGAACCUGCUGCAGGUGCAGAGCCUCCAGCUGCAGGAGCGCAUGAUGAGCCUGCUGGAGAAGAUGAUCGCUAAGUCCAGCGCAUAGGGCCGGCGACACCGUGCGGGCCAGCUGCUCCAGGCCGGGGCCCGGGGUCGGGAUGGACGGCCUUCCGCCCGCCCUGGGGCUGCUCUGGGGAAGGGAGGCUGCGGCUGCCAGUCUCGCUCCGGCCAGGUACUUCAGAGGAACUCCUGGCGUCUGUCCUCCAACACCAUCACCGUCGGUGGUACUCGCAAUGGCUUUUGAUACUCGCUGUGUGAUUUCUUGUGACUCCCUGGAAGCAGAGCUCAUGUUCUCAGCUCACAGGUUGGUCAGUUCCAAACACAAACACGAACAGGGACAGGCCGGUGACAGCUUCAUGCCUGGAGCGGAAACCCUCCCGUGGGGGAGACGGCGGUCUCAUCUGACCCUGGGCCGAAGCCCAGAAAGCCUGCCGCCCUCUCCUUGGAGUGCUGGGUCCUCCGAAGGCCUCCCCGUGAGGACACUAACAGAGCAAGGCCCGGUGCCCAUGUUUCGGUUCUCUGGGCCCAGGGAGGUGGCAGUGAUGAGACAGAGACCUGGCCUCAUGCACUCACACUCUGGCUGGGGAGGCCGCUGAGCAAGGAGGGCAAAGUCAUGAUAGCAGGCUGUGGUCGGCGCUGCACGAGGAGGGAAGAGCAGGGACGAGAAGGGACAAGCUCACCUCCCCGCCUCUGUUCUGUCACCAGGAGGAAAACCUUUCCAGACUGUUCUCUGCGGGCUUCCUCCUAAGUCUUGUUGGCCACUGGGGCUUUGGUUUCCCAACUGCCAGGGAUGCAGGGCUCCCCUCCUGGGACUGGCAUAUUGCUGCCCACACAGCAGGGUUCUGAGACGACCCGGCCGGUGACGUGGUUUGACUUACGAUCCAGGAAAGCGCCUUCUGGGUGAAGGCAGAUGUCCUGCCAGGAGUCCUUCCCAGCCAUCCUGGUGUGAUAGCAGCCAGCUCAUCUGAAGCUUCUGUGGUUGCCCAGGGGGUGUGAGGCCAGCCCCAGGCCUGACUGCGGUGGGCAAGAGACUAGGCAGCCAUGGAGCCCAGAGCGGCCAGACGCCCCCCAGCUCGGCCACCUUGGGGGCCCCCCUGCACACACGCCAGGGACUCCAACCACACUGCUUUGGGACCAAAGGCAGUGGUGCAGUGAAGGUGUGACCAGUGGUUCUGCUGAAGUGUGAACUUGCCAAUUUCUGCCAAAAUAGCCAGUGUUCCCACCAAGGCCAGUCUUGGCUAGCAGCACAUCUGUGAACCUGUGCUGGGGAGGUGGACACGGGACAAGCCUCAGCAACUGCUGCAACGGAGACCUCAGGGGCGUCGUGUGCUGCUGACCCGAGCUGGGGGCUGGUUUCAGGCUGUGCCUGAGCAUCACCUAGGUGGCAACGGACUGUGGCUCUGCAUGACCGUCCUGGCGCUCCUGGGGCCAUGGCUGUGGUGCACCAGUGUUCCCAUAGCUGCGGAAGGCCGCGGGCACAUGUGUUAUGUAGCAAUUCUGCCUUUGUACUUAGGGGUCAUUUGCACUGUUUUAUUUUCCCAGCUGUCUCGCUGAGCAUGGGGUCCAUGCUCACUCUCUCCACAUCUCGCUGAAUUGGUGCUGCCACGUGCUCCAUUGGGCUGGAGCAGGGCAGGCGCAGUCUGGCGGAGGUCAGUAGUGCAACUGCCCAUGUCGCUCCCUCCAUAAACUGUAUCUGUCGCGAGUCUCUGAUUUCUUCUAUAGUUACAGAAGGAUGUGCAGGGUGAUGUGGCCAUAUUGGUAAACGCUAAGCUAUUUGAUAAGAUCCAGCAAGCCGCCUGUUAAUACCAAAAACUGAAAUCAGGAACCAGACGAACGUGCAUCCUUUCACCUUUAUUAUUAUUUAACAUUGGCAUUUUUAGCUAAUGCAUUAAGAUAAACAAAAAAAGCGGGAUAAAAGAAAUGAAAAUUACCUUUAUUUUCAGAUGAUAUUUUUCUAUUCCCAGAAAGCAGAUACACAAGAGAUCAAGAGCUCUUUAAACCACCCUGAACGUGUGGAUUAUGAGAACAGAAUAUUCCUCUCAUAGUCAUAAUUGAGAACUGCAGGGAAUCUAUGAACAGGUUUAACCAGAACGGUCCAGGAUCGACACAAAGGAAACUGUGGUUUUACUGUAAAAUCUAAAACAAUUCCUGAGCGUAUGUGGAAACCACAUACCCCUAAACGCUCCCAAGUAGUGUCAUCAUUUUAUUAAUGUAAUUCCAACAAUAUUCUCAGUAACAUUGUGGGGUUUUGUUUUAAAAUGGAAGAAAGCUUUUUGUUUUGUUUUUUAAAGUGGGCCCCACACUCAGGGCAGAAUCUGACAUGGGGCUUGAACUCAUGACCCUGAGAUCAUGACCUGAGCUGAGAUCACAAGUCAGGUGCUUUACCGACUGAGCUGCCCCAGCAAGCCCUGAAGAAAGUAUUUGUAAGUUCAGAUGAAAAAGGAAUGGGGCAAAGAGUCUGAGGCCAAAGGAUGGAAGGAGACCAGCCAGACCUCAUGUAGCACCCGGAAGGCCGUGUCUGAACCAGAAAAACAUCAAGAGACAGGAGCCCAGACGCUGCAAGGGGCGGUGGGCCCUGUUGUGAGUGGGCUGGUGCAGGGCCCCUCCAUGCUCUGGGGGGGGACUGAAGAUGUCACCGCUUAUGUUCCUGUGUACCCUCACGCCCAACACUGACGCCCAACAGACGACUGUAUGAGAAAUUAAACCUAAGACUUAAAAAUUGUACUCAUUUCAAAAUAACAAUAAACCCAUUAUAUGUUGACAUCAAUGACAACUGCCUGAAAAGUAUAUUUUCUCAAACAAAAGGUUUUCGCGAGAAGAGGGGCGUUGUGUUACACACCCCCCAAUCUCUGGCUGGAGAUACGGCAGCAGGCUGCCCCCAGCGCUGCCCCGAGCAGCUCCUGAUUCCGUGGACCACAGGAUGUGCAACCGUCCACAGAAGAUCCCACGCCGCACAGAUAGGUAUUUGGAAAAGAAAGGGAUCUUUCGCUGACACGUGCGGGCCACUGUGCACACCCCUCCUGGAGGACUCCCCUGUCGUGCAGGCAGGUCGCCACGUUGAACUCAGUCCGUAUGGUGCCCUGGGGAGCCCCGCCGUGCACUGGGCACGUGGAUCCCACUGCACUGAGUCAGGCCCGUCUCUGUGCCCACGGCAUGCAGACCCCCACAGAAAUGCGCUCUCAUCACUCUCCCAGCUGCUAACCAGCAGAGCCAUUGCCAGGGCAGGUGGUCGGGCUCGGGGCUAUGGGGGCAGCUCUUUUCCUUCUAAUCUCAGCUCGAAAGCGGGAAUUUUGGCUCUGGUUACCAUGACCACAUGAGUUGUUCUCCCGGUGGGGACGCUGUCUGUUUCCAAGAGGUACCCAAGUCCCUUCAGGUGAAAAGUGUGUUCCCGUGAAGAAUGUGUCCUGCUGUCCAACAAGAGCUCCCUGGUGUCCAGCAGGAGUCCCCGCGCUGACCGACCCUGCACUAGCUGCCUUCUCCAGGACUCCGAGCCCAGACACUCACACCACAUCCAGGCCUCGCCCCUGUCCGUCUCGGGUGGGCCCAGUGGGACCCCACACGCCCCCCUCAGGUCAUCUACCUACUUCCUGAAGGUGUAACUAGACCUAAGCAUGGUCCCAUCCCCCGAAUGGCUCCGGAGACGCCUUCCCUUCCAGGAGUGCGGUUUCCUGGCACAUCUCGGCUUGGCUUCCGAAACACAGAUGCGUCAUUGAGAGCAACGGGGGACUCUCCAGCUCUGUCGAUGGGGGACACCAUUUGCAGCCACUGUCCCAUACUGGAGCCGACCCACAGGCCCCGGGAGCAGCAGUCCCCCACGGACCUUGUAGGGCACUAGGUCACCAUCACCGCUGUCUUCCCAGGCGAUAUCACUGCUCCGUGCCACUGCUGGUCUUCAGGGACCCCCCCACCAUGUCCUGUUUAUCCAGAGUGGUGACCCCACCAGUCAGGGUAGGGGAAGAGGAGGGAGCAGGUGCAGGGGCCCCAAGGUGAACCACGCAUGUGAGUUGGAAGAGGAGGGAGGAGAGAAUCCCGGAAAUGCAGAGGUCAUCUCCCCAGGAGCGCUGUGGGACUUUGGCAGCCUCCAGAGCCACGGCCACUCCCUGGGACGAGGGUGAGGGCAUGCUGGCCUCUGUGGGCUGGGCAGCCACACGCACCUCAUUGGACAUCCUGUGGAUGUUCUGACCACAGCUGCGAGUAGGCCGGGGCAGGAGAAGAUGCUGGCUGACCCUUGCCAGGACAGGUGGAGGACACCUGCGUUUGGGAGUGGGCCACGCUGUCUUUGGCAGGUUACCGCUCUCCUUUUGGAAAACAGCCUUUGGUGCCAGGCUUUCUGGCCUCAGGCGACCAGGGAUCGCCUGGUCUCCAGUGAGCCCUUCCUGCGUACCCCAGUGUGCGUGUGUGACACGCUUGGGGAGUGGGCAUGUGCCUCUGUCUCCACACGGAGCCUCUGUGCCUGCCCUGAUUAGGGUCACAGACACCUUCCCCGGGGCCGUCCGUGGGGCCACUCCCCUGCCAAGGGACAGAUCCUUCCGGGCGCUUGGGAGUGGCGCGGUGGACAUCCCUGUGUGAACUGUGCUCGCUAGCAGGCGUUCUUAAAACAGACAAGACAGGUCUAGGGGAACUCAAAGUUGACUAGGAAAGUCCCCACGUUAUGCUCCAUGGCUCCCAGGUGAGGGAGGGGUCCAGUGUCACAGCACCGUCUGUGGACAAGGCUGGCUCUCCACUGCCGAAUGGUUUUGGAAUCUUGUUAAAAAUAAAUUGCCCAGGGACCCCUGGCUGGAUCAGUGGGUGGAGUGAAUGGCUCUUGAUCUCGGGGUUGUGAGUUCAAGCCCCACACUGGGUGGGGAGAUUACUAAAAAAUAAACUU